Molecule: messenger RNA, 828 nt
Organism: Trichoderma asperellum CBS 433.97
Lineage: Eukaryota; Fungi; Ascomycota; Sordariomycetes; Hypocreales; Hypocreaceae
Source: RefSeq, a predicted model, not a curated record
CGCACGCUUAUUAGGCACACGGCAUCCACCCCUCACCACGUACAGUAUCUUGUAUGGAGUUGGAGUAGGUAUUAGACGCUGUCUGGAUGCCAUUCUCUCCGGCUAGCUCCAUCCCCAACGCUCCAUUAGACCCCAGAGAGCAGACGAUUGAGUCACGAUGGAAAGCAAUGGCUCGAGACCAAGUCCACUUCUGCAGCCUGGGAACGUACGAGACCGCCCGCUUUGUGGUCGUACGUUGAGCGCGUGAUUUCCCGCAUGCCUGUUCUUCUGCGACAGAAAAAGCAUCGACGAGGCGCCUCCUUCAUUUCCAGCAUGCAUGCAGCCGCCCACCGAGUUGUUCCAGAGCACACCAAGCCUAAACGGAGAGGGAGACAUAUUAAAGCACAAGAGGGUGGAUGGAUAGUGCUCAGCGGUAAGCAGAGUGGCGGCGGUGACUUACACGGGCCGGAUCACAUCCAGCAAGCCAUGGAUGAGCAAACAUGCACUCAAGAGCAGCCCAAAGACAAGGUAAACAGCCUUUACAUAGGCACGAGGCGCGCUUUGCCGACAUCAUUGACGGGUUACGCAAGCACAGAAAUGGCAACGAGAGAAGAAAAGGCGAUGGAUGAUAUUGGGCGCCAACGGUGAGUACAGGACAGCCUCCACUCCUCCGCGGCGACUACUGCUAGCUACGAUGACGGUCUGCUGCAGCUUCGCCCCCAAACCCCCGCGACGAUCCUCUCAGAUAACCCCUGAGACCCAAUGCUAGCCUGCUGAUGCGAGGCGCGAUUUGCAACUCGGCUCUGCGAAUCGCCAAGAGCACUAUUGCGGUAUUGAUGCUAUACGAAC